Messenger RNA from Equus quagga, 6346 nucleotides. It is a transcript of the gene PLEKHG2, whose product is annotated as pleckstrin homology and RhoGEF domain containing G2. NCBI's taxonomy places the organism in Eukaryota, Metazoa, Chordata, Mammalia, Perissodactyla, Equidae. The transcript has 18 exons. Bases 1025 to 5371 code for a protein of 1448 amino acids. The record is from RefSeq and is a predicted model, not a curated record. Gene Ontology annotation, molecular function: guanyl-nucleotide exchange factor activity.
GUCUGGAAUGUGGGGGUGUAGCCUGUCUGGGACCCGCCUUCUUAUGAAUAUUCAUAAGCCGGGAAGGACGGGGUCUUAACCCUUCGUUGCCGGGCCGGCCGGAAGGCGGCCCCUCCCCCCGCGGGCGGGAACAGGAUAUGAGGCCGGGCGGCUGGGGGGAGGGGAAGCCCCAGGCGACCGCCCCCCGCCCCACAGCUGGCACCAGACUCUCCCGCCACUGAUGUGGCGCCGUCGCCGCCGCCGGAGCCCAGUCCCACCCAUCCCGGAGCCUCAGGGGUCCAGAGUAGCGGACUCUGGCGCCCCGAAUCUCUGCACCGCAUCCUGAGACACCCUGAAGCCCAGGCCCCCACAUCCAGGCUAGAGGACCCCAGAUAUCCAGAUGCCCAGCGCCCCCUCCUGGAGGAGCCGGAGUCCAGGACAUCAGCCCUGCGCGACCCUGGAGGCCGGGCUUCCUGCACCCCAGUUUGAAGAACUUAGGAUCCCAGACCGGACAUCCCCUCCUGGGCUUCCCAGAAAUCCAAGACUCCCGGGGGCUGGAGGAACUUGGGAUACGGACUCCCCGCGCCCCAACCAGUCUAUUUUGGGCUGAAGCGCCCACUGCUUCAAGGGGACCCAGGAAUUUGGGACUCCCCGGCGCUCCCGCCUGGAAGUGGUUUAACUCCUGCUCCUAGAGUUAGGGGAACUCAGGAAUCCGGGCCCCCCACGGCCCGAUCUAGACGACUCAGGAAUUUGGGUCCCCAGCACCCCUAUCUGAGACUCAGGAGUCGAGGCUCCCAGCAUCCCCCAUUUAGAGGACCGAGAAAUUCGGACCGCUGCACCCCAUCCUCUAAGAGGCCCCGGAUUCUGGUUCCCGAAGCCGGAGAGCCCGAAGUUGACGCCCCCGACUUGGAGAGACCCAGGAGUCCGGGCUCUGCGCCUCCCCGGAGACCGUGCCGGGGGCCGAGGAGGAACCGGGUGCCUCGGUUCGGAGCUGGAGACUCCUCGGGAGGGGGUCUCUCUGCAGAAGCCGCUGAGCCGCUCAGCCAUGCCCGAGGGAGCCCGUGGACUGAGCCUGUCCAAACACAGCCCUAGCCUUGGCCGUGGCCACACAGGUGAAGUGGGUGACUGUGCAGCUGUGUGUGAGACUCGCACAGCAGCUCCUGCAAACCCUGCCAUGGCCUCCCCCCGAGGGUCUGGGAGCUCCACAUCCCUGAGCACGGUGGGCUCUGAGGGGGACCCGGCUCCGGGGCCCACCCCAACCUGCUCAACCUCCAAGCCGGAGCCCCUUCCAGGGCCCCCCAUCAGUCUGCAUCUGUCGCCCAUGGGGACCCCCAGUUCAGCAAAACCCUCGAGGCUGGAGCGUGUGGCCCGUGAGAUCGUGGAGACAGAGCGGGCCUAUGUCCGGGACCUCCGCAGCAUCGUCGAGGACUACCUGGGCCCUCUGCUGGACGGCGGGGUCCUGGGGCUGAGCACGGAGCAGGUGGGCACACUGUUUGCCAACAUCGAGGACAUCUACGAAUUCAGCAGCGAGCUCCUGGAGGACCUGGAGGGCAGCGGCAGCGCGGGGGGCAUUGCCGAGUGCUUCGUGCAGAGGAGCGAGGAUUUUGACAUCUACACGUUGUACUGCAUGAACUAUCCGAGCUCCCUGGCCCUGCUCCGGGAGCUGUCGCUGUCUCCGCCGGCAGCCUUGUGGCUGCAGCAGCGCCAGGCCCAGCUCCGCCACUCGCUGCCCCUGCAGAGCUUCCUGCUGAAGCCUGUUCAGCGCAUCCUCAAGUACCAUCUGUUGCUGCAGGAGCUAGGCAAGCACUGGGCGGAGGGGCCGGGCGCCGGGGGCCGAGAGAUGGUGGAGGAGGCCAUCGUGUCCAUGACAGCGGUCGCCUGGUACAUCAACGACAUGAAGCGCAAGCAGGAGCACGCCGCGCGCCUCCAGGAAGUGCAGCGGCGGCUGGGCGGCUGGACCGGCCCGGAGCUCAGCGCUUUCGGGGAGCUGGUGCUGGAGGGGGCCUUCCGAGGUGGCGGCCCCCGACUCCGAGGGGGUGAGCGGCUGCUCUUUCUAUUCUCACGGAUGCUGCUCGUGGCCAAGCGCCGGGGACCGGAAUACACCUACAAGGGCCACAUCUUCUGCUGCAACCUGAGCGUGAGCGAGAGUCCUCGGGACCCCCUGGGGUUCAAGGUGUCCGAUCUGACCAUUCCCAAGCACAGGCACCUGCUCCAGGCCAAGAACCAAGAAGAGAAGCGGUUGUGGAUCCACUGUCUCCAGCGCCUCUUCUUUGAGAACCACCCUGCCUCCAUCCCUGCCAAGGCAAAACAAGUUCUCCUUGAAAACAGCCUGCACUGUGCUCCUAAAAGUAAGCCUGUCCCAGAGCCCUUGACGCCCCCACUUGGAUCUCCCCGACCUCGUGAUGCUAGAAAUUUCACUCCUGGACGAAGGAACACAGCUCCGUCCCCAGGACCCUCUGCUACACGCCGUGGCCGCAGGCAGUCUGAGCCAGUGAAGGACCCUUAUGUCGUGUUUCAACAGAAUGCUAAGCCUAGGCUCAAGCAUGCUGGCAGUGAGGGGGAGCUCUACCCGCCCUUAGAGCCUCAGCCACCAGAUCCAGCUUCUGGACCCCCUGAGGACCUGGAGGACACUGGACCCCCCACACUGGACCCUUCUGGGACUUCCAUCACUGAGGAAAUCCUGGAACUGCUGAACCAAAGAGGCCUCCGGGACCCGGGGCCAUCGCCUCAUGACAUUCCCGAGUUCCCCGGAGACUCCCAGGUGCCAGGCGACAGCGAAACCCUCACAUUCCAAGCCCUGCCCAGCCGGGAUUCGUCAGAAGAGGAGGAGGAGGAGGAGGAAGAGCUGGACAUGGACGAACGGGGGCCCUCCCCACUGCACGUGCUAGAGGGGCUUGAAAGCUCCAGUGCUGAGAUUGCUGACGCUCCCUGCCUUAGCAAAAACCCUGACGGGCCCAACCUCCCUGAAAUUCCCGGCCUUUCUGAAAUUCCCAGCAUUCCCCGCCUUCCCAGUCUUUCGGACAUUUCCACUGUUUUUGAAAUGCCCUGCCUUCCAGCCAUACCCAGUGUCCCUGACAUUCCAAAUCUUUGCAACGCUCCCGCCCUUCCCGCUGACUCUUGGCUCCAGGGACCUCUGCAGGAGCCGGAGAAGGCUCUAGCCGCCAGGAGAGAACUGUUCCCUGGCAGCGCUUCUGGAAAACUGGGGGAGCUCUCCUCAGGAGGCAGGGCAGAGCAAGAGGAGGAGGAAGGGGUAGCAUUCCCAGAUUUCCAGCCCCAGGACAUCCCCCGAGAUCAGGGGUUCCAGGAUGAGCUGCCAUUUCGCUCUUGCUCAGAAAUCCGGAGCGCCUGGCAGGCACUUGAGCAGCGGCAGCUGGCUCGGCCAGGUUUCCCGGAGCCACUGCUGAUCCUGGAAGAUUCGGAUCUGGGUGGAGGCAGCAGGAGUGGCAAGGCAGCAGCCCCGAGUGCGGAGAGGGCGGCGUCCCGGGUGCGAGAGCUGGCCCGGCUCUACAGCGAGCGGAUCCAGCAGAUGCAGCGGGCUGAGACCCGCGCCUCAACCAAUGCCCCCCGCCGCCGACCCCGGGCUCUGGCCCAACCCCAGCUGGCCCCCUGCCUGCCCCAUGAGCAGGCCGAGCCAGGUGAGGUCCGGGUGUGUGGUCGGCAGAGGGGCCCGCCCUGUGGCAUCAGUCCUGACUCGCUCCUCCUUUCUCUGCAUACAGGGCCCCUGCUUGCCUUUGGACACAUGCUGGUAUGUGAGCUGGCCCUCCCGCUGACCUGUGCCCAGGAAUCUGUCCCCCUGGGCCCCGCUGCCCGGGUUCAAGCUGCCACACCUUUGUCUAAGCAGCGAGACUGCCCAGAUGGCCAGAGUCUAAAUGUUUCAAAUGUGCCUGAGCAAGACCGUCUAGGCACCCAGCUUCCAGCUGCCACCCCUUUGCCUGAGCAAGGAGGCCUCUGGAACAUCCAGAGUCCAGCCACCACACCUUUGCCCAGGCAGGACUUUGGCCCCUUGACCGUCCAGAUUCCAGCUGUUACAACUUUGUCUGAUCAAGAAGGCCACCGGGAAAUCCCGGUUCCAGGGACCACUCCUUUGCCUGAGCAGAGAGGCCCUGUGGAUAUACAGGUUCCAUCUACCGCCUCCUUUCCUGAGCAAGGACACCACGUGGACAUAGAAGUUCCGACCGCCCCAGCUUUGCCCGAGCAGGGAAGUUGUUCUCAUGUCACGGUUUCAGCUACCACUCCUAUGCCCAAGCGAGAAGUCCUCCUAGACAGCCAGAGCCCACCCAGCCCCCCAGUAACUAAGCAGGGAUCUUCUAGCAAUGCUCAGUUCCCGGCCGCUGUCUGCGGCCAAGCUGUCAGCCCUUUGCUCGUGCACAAAAGCAGCGUUGACCAUCAGAUCCCAGCCAAGACCCCAGUGCCCUUGCAGCAUGACCCCCCAGACGUUCAGGUUCCGGGUACCCCACCUUUGCCUGCACAUGGAGGCCACCUGGACUGUCAGAUCCCAGCCAACGCUCCAUCGUCUUUGCCCCAGGACCCCCCAGACGUUCAGGUUCCAGGAACCCCACCUUUGCCUGCACAUGGAGGCCGCCUAGACCAUCAGAUGCCAGCCAACGCUCCAUCAUCUUCGCCCCAGGACCCCUCAGACCUUCAGGUUCCAGCUGCCACGCUUUUGCCCCAGCCACAAGGCCUCGCAGGCACCCGGAUCCGAGCCCUCCCAUCCUUACCCAAGCAGGGAGGCCUCCCUGACACCCAGGGUCCAGCUGCUGCACCUUCACUUCAGGAGCAAAGCCUUUCAGAUCCCCAGGUCCAAAAGCGCACACCUGUGUUGGAGCAGAAGCGUGUCACUACCGUCCAUGUUCCAGCUGCCACACCUUUGCCUGAGCUGGGAGGCUCUGGGGACGUUCAGGGCCUGUUACCCACCCCAGUUCAGACCACCAUGGUUUUGUCCAAACCAGGAGGCUACUCGGUCUCUCCUGUCACCAGUUCAGAAUCUUCAGACUUGACCCCACCCCAUAGUCCCCUACCUGCAACCCGUCAGCUCCUGGGCCCCAACGCAGCUGCCCUCUCAAGGUACCUGGCAGCCUCAUACAUCAGCCAGAGCCUGGCUCGGCGCCAAGGGCCUGGGGGAGAUGCCCCCCUAGCCUCCCGGGGCCCCUGGUCCUCCUCUGCCCCCACAUCACGGGCACCUUCACCGCCACCCCAAGCCCAACCCCCACCGCCCCCAGCCAGGAGGCUCAGCUAUGCCACCACUGUCAACAUCCAUGUCGGGGGUGGGGGGCGGCUGCGGCCAGCCAAGGCCCAGGUCAGGUUGAACCACCCUGCUCUCUUGGCGCCCACCCAGGAACCCAUGGGUCUUCGCAGGGCCCAGGGGGCUCCAGACGCCCCUUUCCACACAUGAGCCAGGAUGUCAGGCUUCUUGAAAAGCAAGGACUUCAACCAGAUGCCACAGACCCUCAGAACUUCACCCAGAAGUCUAGACACUGAACACAGGUCUAAAGAUGGCUGCAGCUUUCCAGCUCCUGGGAUCUGCUUUGGCGAAUGGUUCUUGUUACUUACCUUGAUUAACUCAACAGGGAUGGGGAAGGGGUGUCAUUAAUAUUUUGUUAAUUAAUAUUAUGAAAUUAUGUCUCUUUUCCUAUUCUGGAAGCGUUGGGGGAUGCCAGAAGACAACAAUGAAUGGGAAAGUCUGGCAGAGCAUGAAUCAGUGGCUCUGAAGAUUUGGGGAAUCUCAGACUCCUUUGAGAAUUACUAGCAACUGGAGCCAUUGCAAUAUGACUGUAUGACUUCAGAGGGUUUAUGAACUGCUUGAUGUCCAUCCAGGAAAGCCAAGUUAACAAGCUUUGUUCCACCUAGACCCCUAAAAAUUCAUGCCCUUAGCAAUUUAGCCAGUUCAUGCGGCCCACCAUCAUCCAUUCAUCUCAUCCACUCAGCCAUUUCUGCAUCUAUCCGUCCAGCUGGCUCUCCCUCUGUCUGUUUAUCCAUCUUCCAACCCAUUAUCCUACCCACAUGGCUUGCUUUAUUCAACCCUCUCUAUCCUAUUCAUCCAGCCAGCCAUUAUCCUGCCCCCCAUGGAACAUCCAUUCCUCCGUGAAUCUCUUCAUCCAUCUAUCAUCCCACCUGUCCAUCUUCUCCAUCCAACCCUCUCUAUUCAUCCAUCUGUCUCUCCAUAUUUCCUCUCUCCAUUCAUCCAUACAGCUCAUUCACUCAACCAUGUCUUAAUCCAUCGAGCCAGCCAGCCAUCCAACCAUUUAAAUAUCUCCAGCAAUCCCUCCUUAAUUGAAUCUGGGUGUUGGUACUGCAAAACUUCAGAGACAGUUCCAGCUAACAUCAGAGUGGAUCAGGUUUGGGAUUCUGGAAAAAAGCCUGUCCCACA